This is a messenger RNA of Echinococcus granulosus, 939 nucleotides long. Its product is annotated as Rab-like protein 3. Gene Ontology annotation, molecular function: GTPase activity. The coding region runs from base 1 to 939 and encodes 312 amino acids. The record is from RefSeq and is a predicted model, not a curated record. The transcript has 5 exons. Gene Ontology annotation, biological process: intracellular protein transport. Gene Ontology annotation, cellular component: endomembrane system. Lineage: Eukaryota; Metazoa; Platyhelminthes; Cestoda; Cyclophyllidea; Taeniidae.
AUGAGUGACUAUGACAGGUUAAAAGUCGUUGUUGCUGGGGACUCGGGCGUCGGUAAAACCGCUUUUGUCCAUUUACUCUGCUAUGAAGAAACACUUCCCAAUCCCUCGUGGACAAUCGGGUGUAGUGUUGAGUUAUUGAUUUUUCCACGGCCCAGAUGCGUUGGCGAUGUUGGUAGCCGAAUUGGGCAAUCGAGGACGGCCGACGAGGAACGAUACUUUGUUGAAUUCUGGGACAUUGGGGGCCCGGCAAGUCAUGCCAACACCCGCUCCGUCUUCUACGACAAUAUCCACGGUGUUAUUCUGGUACACGAUCUCACUAACAAGAAGUCAGAGGCCAACCUGGACAAGUGGCUGACUGAGAUCACUUCAAAAGGACGGGCCUUUGAGGUUGUGUUCUACCCCACGGAUACUGAUCGGACAGGGUCACUUAACAUUGGUGUGAAAUCGCCCAUUCAGGCUCUCAUCUCAUCGUCUUCUUCUACCAUGAUGGCCUUGGCCAUCCCGCAACCCCAACCAUCUCUUAAGUCGUCAUUAUCAACACUGCCUCUCCCGGUUCUAGUGGUAGGGACGAAGUUGGAUCAAGUGCGACGUUCCACCUACUCCUCAACUUCCUACGUACCCCCUUGGUCUAGUGGUUGUCGGUCCACAUUACCCACCUUGUCGGGGUUCGCGGCCUCACGAGCAUUUCCUGAAAUCACUCUCAACUGUAAUUCUGCUGACAGCCUUGCUGAGAACUCGCACAAUGGCAGGACAAUUUCAACCUUUCUACAGCAGGUCGUUCGCUUCAAAAAAUGCAACAAAGGUGUCGGUAAGCGGGAUUCGUUGAAUGACAUCACUACUAUCCCCACGACGUCCUUGGUGGGCCAGAAUGUUGCACAACUUCCUUCCUUCGAACGUCGGUCCGGCGGCGCUGUCACCUACCGAAUGCCCAAUUUCUGA